Messenger RNA from Auanema sp. JU1783, 510 nucleotides. The record is from the annotation of a GenBank genome assembly. Lineage: Eukaryota; Metazoa; Nematoda; Chromadorea; Rhabditida; Rhabditidae.
AUGAAAGCUGGGUUUUGGAUUCUUGCACUGACUAUUCAGUGUGUAGUAGCUAACAUUCCCAUUACUUUUAGAACUGCAGUCACUCAUGAUGCGCUCCCCGCUCCUGGAUCACAACAAGGACUUAGUGCUUCGCCAGCACCUAAGCGAGUUGAACGUUCUGCUAGCCGUGGAUGCCCACUCUCUCCAUUCGCAAGACAUUUAUCCGAUAGCCAACAGCAAACACUACAUGAACUGAUUAUCCAAGCUCGUGGACAAGGCGCUGACGAGCCGACUGUAAAAGAACAUAUUAACAAAUAUCUUCAAGAGAUUAUGUCUCCACAAGAGUUCGCAGAGCUACAAGAGGAAAAUCGUCAAUUUGAAUUACAUCGUAUCAGCAAGAGACAUGCUGAAGAGAAACAACAGCCACAGAAGGUUUAUGAUCUUUUGGAUCAAUAUAGUGGUGAUUCCGAUAAUAUGUAUGCCAAAUUCUACGAGGAGUAUAACGCUAAGAAGAUCAGACAGUUCAGCUAA